CGGAGAAAGUGAAGGGUGAGGCACGGCCCUGCAGAUUUUCCAGCGGAUCCCCCGGUGGACUCAUGUCGCGCAGUGGAACCGAUUCUGAGCAACGCCAGCAGGCGUCGGAGACGGACACCGCAGCAGCAACCUUCCGGGCAAACGGUUGGAACGCUCAUCCCGAGCCAGACCGACAAGGCGUACAAUCGCCCGUGUACGACGAGCUGCAGACCAUCAGCAUAUCCGCUACAACCCGCUGCAGGAUGAGUGGGUGCUGGUGUCAGCUCACCGCAUGAAGCGGCCCUGGCAGGGUCAAGUGGAGCCCCAGCUUCUGAAGACAGUGCCCCGCCAUGACCCCCUCAACCCUCUGUGUCCUGGGGCCAUCCGAGCCAAUGGAGAGGUGAAUCCCCACUACGAUAGCACCUUCCUGUUUGACAACGACUUCCCAGCUCUGCAGCCUGAUGCCCCCAGUCCAGGACCCAGUGAUCAUCCCCUUUUCCAAGCAAAGUCUGCUCGAGGAGUCUGUAAGGUCAUGUGCUUCCACCCCUGGUCGGAUGUAACGCUGCCACUCAUGUCGGUCCCUGAGAUCCGGGCUGUUGUUGAUGCAUGGGCCUCAGUCACAGAGGAGCUGGGUGCCCAGUACCCUUGGGUGCAGAUCUUUGAAAACAAAGGUGCCAUGAUGGGCUGUUCCAACCCCCACCCCCACUGCCAGGUAUGGGCCAGCAGUUUCCUGCCAGAUAUUGCCCAGCGUGAGGAGCGAUCUCAGCAGGCCUAUAAGAGUCAGCAUGGAGAGCCCCUGCUAAUGGAGUACAGCCGCCAGGAGCUACUCAGGAAGGAACGUCUGGUCCUAACCAGUGAGCACUGGUUAGUACUGGUCCCCUUCUGGGCAACAUGGCCCUACCAGACACUGCUGCUGCCCCGUCGGCAUGUGCGGCGGCUACCUGAGCUGACGCCUGCUGAGCGUGAUGAUCUAGCCUCCAUCAUGAAGAAGCUCUUGACCAAGUAUGACAACCUCUUUGAGACGUCCUUUCCCUACUCCAUGGGCUGGCAUGGGGCUCCCACAGGAUCAGAGGCUGGGGCCAACUGGGACCACUGGCAGCUGCACGCUCAUUACUACCCUCCGCUCCUGCGCUCUGCCACUGUCCGGAAAUUCAUGGUUGGCUACGAAAUGCUUGCUCAGGCUCAGAGGGACCUCACCCCUGAGCAGGCUGCAGAGAGACUAAGGGCACUUCCUGAGGUUCAUUACCGCCUGGGGCAGAAGGACAGGGAGACAGCAACCAUCGCCUGACCACGCCGACCACAAGGCCUUGAAUCCUUUUUUUUUUUCAACAGUCUUGCUAAAUUAAGCAGAAAGGGCCUUGAAUCUUGGCCUAGAAUUUGGGCAGAUAUAGCAUUAAUAAAACUGUGCAUCUCAAACUUU
This is a messenger RNA of Pongo pygmaeus (Bornean orangutan), 1399 nucleotides long. RefSeq names its product galactose-1-phosphate uridylyltransferase (gene GALT). The transcript is spliced from 12 exons. Bases 272 to 1267 code for a protein of 331 amino acids. The record is from RefSeq and is a predicted model, not a curated record. Gene Ontology annotation, molecular function: UDP-glucose:hexose-1-phosphate uridylyltransferase activity; zinc ion binding. Gene Ontology annotation, cellular component: cytoplasm. Lineage: Eukaryota; Metazoa; Chordata; Mammalia; Primates; Hominidae. Gene Ontology annotation, biological process: beta-D-galactose catabolic process via UDP-galactose, Leloir pathway.